UACUCGAUGCCAGGGAGAAGUGAACCCAGGGAAUGGGGCUCCCAGCUCUCACUGGGGGCGGCGCAAGGGUCGCCGCCCCUUAGACAAAGUCCCAGUCUUCCAGAGGCUUUUACCAGCUGGCCCCACUUCUGCUGGUGCAGGGUGUGAUAAGCCAUCUCAGCCAGGGACAGGCUGAGCUAGAGGACGUUAGCUUUACGGGUGACAAGGGGUCAGAGGGACUAGAGUGGCAGGAAACCAGGAUGUUCGCAGAAUCCCUGAGUCAGGAUUAGGAGGACAAAAACCUGUACCAGAGAAGACCUCCACCUGGCUGAAGGACUGAGGGCCAGCCUCAGACAGAGAUCGGGGUCCCCUCUUCGCUGAAGUGCCUGUGAAAACAGCCCAGAGGAGUCCUCCUUGGUCCCCUGGGCUCUGUCUCCCUCCCUGCCCCACCCAGAUAAUCGUGCUGCCCCUCAGCUCCCAGGAGGCAGCUCUGAUUCUCCAUCCCCACACAUCGCUCCUCAAUGGCUAACUGCGAAGAAGUGAGAAGCCAAGCUUAGUCCCACGCUCCUGCCUGAGCACUCAGACAGCCUGGUGCUAGAGGGCUGGGUGUCUCCUUGGCCUGCCACCAACACCAGGCUGGAGCCGCACUGUGCACAGAAGUGGCCUUGAUUUCUCAGGCGCAGCUGGCCUCAGAGAUACUGGUUCUGACUCUGCUAGGACUCUGCUAGGUCUCUGAACCCUGGUCUUGUCACCCCCGUCCCUUCUGGAUUCAAGGCAAUGUUGCCUCGAAACAAGGACCAGGUGCUGCUACAGAAAGCAGUGCCCCCUGGCCACCCCCCUCAGGGCCUCUCACAACUUGUGGACUCCUCUUCCCCCAACCUACAGCCUCUCUUUCCCCAGCAACUGCCUCCUCCCUCCCGCACACCUUUCUCCUCUUCCCCUCGACCCCAUCUCCGCUUCUCCCCUCCUCCACCGUCCUGCUCUCCGGGCUUCCAAUUCUACUCAUCUGACUCGAAUUCUGACUUUGCUACACAUCCCUAUUUUUCCUCUCACCCAAGUUCCCACACUUUCUAUCACCAGAACUUCCUCUCUUACUCCCUUCAACGUUCCUCCUCUCCCUCAAAACACCCCCAGCAACCCCACCACCAGCGUCACCCCUCUCCUCCUCUCACCGUCUCCUCUUCUCCUUCCCUCCCUCAGAACUCCCCCCUCCCCUACUCACCUUGCCAGUCCCCCUCCCACUCCAAAGACCUACCUAGCUCCACAUUCACUUCUCCAAGCCCCAGCCUACCUCCUCACGGAGUCCACUCUAACAGCCAGACAUGGCACUGGCAUCAGUACAGGGACACCGGGUCCCCUGGGGAGUUGGAAGGGUGCGUGGCAAGCGAGACGGACCCUGCAGAGUUCAGGGACCCGGGGGCCCUCGCCCAGGCCCUGGUGGCCCAUGUGGGGCACCGCCGAAUUGCACACGACCUGCGGCUACUGCUUUUGCAGCGCCUGUGGCUAGGCACAACCGGCCAGGCCCCGGUCGUGGAGUAUCCUAUAUGCCUGGUGUGCCUCCGGCCCCGCGGCCCCUCUUGCCCCAUGCCCAGGUACAAGACUGGACCCCGGCUGCUUGCCUUCCCCCAACUACUGCCCUGUGGGCAGGGCCAGGAAUCCCGGCCACUCCGCAUAGGCAUUGGCUUCGGCCUCCGCCUGCCUCGGGGCCAGGCCAGGGCCUUGCAUCUGUUGCCAGAAAGAAGGCCAGAGGAAGCAGGGCCUCAGGGCGAGGCUGCUCGGGCCCAUGGGUAUCAAUUGAGGACAUCACGGGCUCCAGCAGCUCAAGACCCAGUGGCUCGGGCCCAGGCAGAUCCAACACCAGACACACCCUCCCAGACCGGGAGCGUCCGGUCUGCAGGUCCUCAAUCACCAAACUCCACCAGAUGUUCCAGGCCUCCACCUCAGGCACCAAAACAGGCCACUGCCUCUCAGAAGCGCAGACCUUCCCCUGCCCCAAAGAGGCCUGCCUCUCCAGAGCUCAUUCUCCGAAAGUCGCCAUCCUAGUUCCAGAGCCACGGAGGCUCCCUGGAGCACCUCCUCCAAACCCCACUCUCGCCAUCAAGCCCCAGAUCUCUGGGAGCCCCCGAGACACCCUGAAGGGCUGGCUGGCCGGAGGUCAGGUGUGCUCUCCUGCCCUGAACCCUGGGAACCCCUUGUGGAGUCUUCUCUCUCCUGGCUGAAGAGCCUUCAAUGUAUCCAAUAAAGCCUGACCCCGUGAAA
Messenger RNA from Microcebus murinus (gray mouse lemur), 2238 nucleotides. RefSeq names its product proline rich 30 (gene PRR30). NCBI's taxonomy places the organism in Eukaryota, Metazoa, Chordata, Mammalia, Primates, Cheirogaleidae. The record is from RefSeq and is a predicted model, not a curated record.